Messenger RNA from Trichoplusia ni (cabbage looper), 2797 nucleotides. Its product is annotated as elongation factor 1-alpha 2. Gene Ontology annotation, biological process: translation; translational elongation. The transcript has 11 exons. The coding region runs from base 353 to 1741 and encodes 462 amino acids. Lineage: Eukaryota; Metazoa; Arthropoda; Insecta; Lepidoptera; Noctuidae. Gene Ontology annotation, molecular function: GTPase activity; GTP binding; translation elongation factor activity. The record is from RefSeq and is a predicted model, not a curated record.
AGAUUUAAAUACAUCUGAAUUGGCCAUAUGCACCUUACAGUAAGCACAAAGAAAAAGAAAGUUUUGAACAUCCGGUUUCCCCCAAAGAUCAAAAACGUCUUAAUAGUAAUGUGGUAAAUAUUUUGCCAUUUUAAAUCCUUCAUUAAAUUUUUAAUCGAUUUAAGGAUAGAUUUAGAUUAUUGGCAUUUCGACUUUAUAAAACCAAAGUCAAAACGUUAGUCAUUUGAUUUUAUUGAUUGCAUUUCCCGGGCGAAAUAGCUACAGCGCAUGCUCGAAAAUUGCUCGGAAAAUUCGUGACUGCGGCUGCAAAGGUUCGCUUUAAUUUACUAACGCUAAUCGUGAAACCACAAGGAUGGGUAAGGAGAAGACUCAUAUCAACAUUGUAGUGAUUGGCCACGUAGACUCUGGCAAGUCUACCACCACCGGCCAUCUCAUUUACAAAUGUGGUGGCAUCGACAAAAGAACUAUUGAAAAGUUUGAGAAGGAAGCCCAGGAGAUGGGCAAGGGAUCCUUCAAGUAUGCCUGGGUGCUGGAUAAACUAAAAGCAGAGCGUGAGCGUGGUAUCACGAUUGAUAUCGCGCUUUGGAAGUUUGAGACCGGCAAAUAUUAUGUGACCAUCAUCGACGCGCCGGGACACAGGGACUUCAUCAAGAACAUGAUCACUGGAACCUCCCAGGCCGACUGCGCCGUGUUGAUUGUCGCGGCCGGCACGGGUGAGUUCGAGGCGGGGAUCAGCAAGAACGGACAGACGCGCGAGCACGCGUUGCUCGCCUUCACGCUCGGCGUCAAGCAGCUCAUCGUAGGCGUCAACAAGAUGGACUCCACAGAGCCUCCCUACCACGAGGCCCGCUACGAAGAAAUCAAGAAGGAAGUCUCAUCUUACAUUAAAAAAAUCGGCUAUAACCCUGCCACGGUGGCGUUUGUGCCCAUCUCGGGCUGGCACGGCGACAACAUGCUGGAGCCCUCCGACAAAAUGCCCUGGUUCAAGGGGUGGACCAUCGACCGCAAGGAGGGCAAGGUCGAGGGCAAGUGCCUCAUUGAGGCCUUAGACGCGAUCCAGCCCCCGUCCAGACCUACGGAGAAGCCGCUGCGCUUGCCUCUGCAGGACGUGUACAAGAUAGGAGGCAUAGGCACCGUGCCCGUGGGCAGAGUGGAGACCGGCAUCCUCAAACCUGGCAUGGUGGUGGUGUUCGCCCCCGCCGCCAUCACCACUGAAGUGAAGUCUGUGGAGAUGCACCACGAGGCGCUGCAGGAGGCCAUGCCCGGCGACAACGUUGGCUUCAAUGUUAAGAACGUGUCUGUGAAAGAGCUUCGCCGUGGCUACGUCGCUGGCGACUCCAAGAACGCUCCUCCCAAAGGCGCUUCCGACUUCACGGCUCAGGUGAUCGUGCUGAACCACCCGGGACAGAUCAGCAACGGGUACACCCCCGUGCUGGACUGCCACACCGCGCACAUCGCCUGCAAGUUCGCUGAAAUCAAGGAGAAGUGCGACCGUCGUACUGGCAAGACGACGGAGGUAGACCCGAAAUCGAUAAAGUCCGGUGACGCGGCCAUCGUGACGCUGGUGCCCACCAAGGCGCUGUGCGUGGAGUCGUUCCAGGAGUUCCCGCCGCUCGGCCGCUUCGCCGUGCGCGACAUGCGCCAGACUGUCGCCGUCGGCGUCAUCAAGAGCGUCACCUUCAAGGAAGUAACAACGGGUAAAAUUACCAAGGCCGCCGAGAAGGCCCAAAAGAAAAAAUAACUAUGGGGCACAUUAAACAAUGUACUGCAAUCGGUAACCACCGUGCGCGCGUCGUCCUGCAGGUGCGCAGCGGAUGGUGGUUGCGGUGCUGCCAGCAUUACUACCCGAUACCCAUUAUCGCUGUCGAGUCCUAGCCGUGUACGACCCCCCCUAGUGUCUCCCUGCAAUCGGAGCUUCUUCACUGGUGACAUCACGCUCGUCCUCUACGUAUGCAUUUAUCAUAGCACGAUAUUCUUAAAGUUAGUUCGUUUUAGUUACGCUUACGUGUUAAGUUUAUAUCUUUGUGAUUAUUUUAGUCGUAAGUUACUCGCCAAGUUUGAGUUUCCGUAUUUGAAAGCUCGUUACGUUUUGUUUUUUCAUCGGAAGGAGUUUAGGAGGAAAAGCAAUGGAGUGGUUGUUGAAUUUUAAAACUAUUCCCGUACACAGAAUACACUUGACUGUUACAAGGGUGCCAACAAAUGAGUGGUACUCUUUUCAAUUUAUUAGAAUUUACUUUUGUAACUCACAUUAAAAUAUUAUUAAUGUUUUAAACAUUAGCUCUGUUAUGUUUCCAAUUCUAAAAUAGAUUUUUCAAAGAAUUUUGUUUUCUAAUGAAUUAAAUUCAUUGCAACCCUAUUCUGAUUGAGUAGAUGCGUAGGUGUAAGUUUAUCGUAUCUACUUGUUUCACAGGCGGUUGAAGCUUAUUGUAAAGUUAACAUCGGCGUAGAUAUUGAGGGAAGUUGAUUGUAAAUCAUUCCUCUGUAGGUAGCAGUAUGACUAAAGCGUUAAAAACGUAAUGAUAUAAAAUUUUGGAAAUCUUUGUAAGGUGUAGUAACGUAGUUUUGGUUCCUCCUAGUGUUUAAAUAAAGUAAAUUACUUUAAACUUCUGUGUGAGGGUUUAAAUAUGCAAUAUUAAUCAACCCACUAAUACUUUAUUCCUUAAAGUUACUGUUUAGAUAUUCUUACAUACGGAAAACAAACUCGAGACUCAUUUUAAGCUAAAUGUAACUUUGUAAUUUUUUCAAUAAUUUUGUAAAGACCUUGAUCCUGAUAAAACCAAUAAAGAAGCUACUGGUA